This is a messenger RNA of Colletotrichum chrysophilum, 1164 nucleotides long. RefSeq lists its product as uncharacterized. Gene Ontology annotation, cellular component: membrane. Lineage: Eukaryota; Fungi; Ascomycota; Sordariomycetes; Glomerellales; Glomerellaceae. Gene Ontology annotation, molecular function: carbohydrate:proton symporter activity. The transcript is spliced from 3 exons. Gene Ontology annotation, biological process: carbohydrate transport; transmembrane transport. The record is from RefSeq and is a predicted model, not a curated record. The coding region runs from base 1 to 1164 and encodes 387 amino acids.
AUGGUCAAUCCUCUUUAUGUUGCCGAGAAUGCACCGCGCGCUAUUCGAGGGGGUUUGACUGGCAUCUACCAGCUCUUCAUUGUGUUUGGUAUUUUCAUGGCUUACUGGAUCAAUUACGGUUGCAUUCAGCAUGUUACCGGUACUGCCAGGUACAUGGUUCCUCUUGUCAUCCAAGGGGUUCCGCCGGUCUUGCUUAUGAUUUCGAUGUCCUUGUGCAACGAGUCACCGCGCCAUUUAGCCAAGCAGGAUAAAUGGGAAGAGGCCAUGAGCGUGCUAUCCAGGAUCCGUGCUCUGCCUCCAGAUCACCCGUACGUGGCAGCAGAGUUCGCUGACAUAAAGUCUUCAAUUGAGGAUGAAAACGCGAUCCUCGAUGGUAUGAGCUUCAUGAGUUUCCAAAAAGAAAUGUGGCUGGUACCUGCAAACAGGAAGCGCGCCAUCAUUUCUAUUCUUCUCAUGUUUUUCCAACAGAUGACAGAUGCUCCUCAAAUAUUUGCUACUCUGGGAGUUGAGGGCUCCGAGAAUGAACUCUUUGCAACCGGAAUCUACGGCCUUGUGAAGCUGAUUGCGGUACUGGUUUUCCUCAUAUUCGUCGCCGACUCACUUGGACGUCGCAAGUCUCUCCUUUGGACAGGCAUUGGCCAAGCACUCACCAUGCUGUACGUCGGAGUUUUCGUCGCUGUGGCAAAACCACAGGAUCAAGAUGGGGGCCAGGUUACACCUGCUGGAUAUGUCGCUCUUGUCUGCGUUUUUCUGUUCGCAUGCAUGUUUCAGUUUGGUUGGGGCCCUUGCUGCUGGAUUUAUGUGUCCGAGAUUGCAACCACUCGCCUCCGUGCUACAAACGUCUCCUUUGCCGCGGCGACACAAUGGCUCUUCAACUUUGUUGUGUCGCGCGCAGUUCCUCCGAUGCUGGAAACCAUGGGCACUGGUGGGUUUGGCACCUACAUUUUCUUCUGCGGCUGGUGUCUCGUCAUGACGGCUUUCGUAUGGUUCUUCAUCCCCGAAACCAAAGGCCUUUCUUUGGAAGCUAUGAAUCACCUUUUUGGCUUCCAAGAGGACAUUAAAAACAAGCGCAUUGACACGGAAAAUGCUUCAGUUAAGAAUGAGCUUCAGAAUGGUGGUGAGUCCCAGGCUCAGCACAGCGGCAAUUCUGUACACAGGGUCUGA